Strongyloides ratti is the source of this 861-nucleotide messenger RNA. Its product is annotated as CAP domain-containing protein. The coding region runs from base 1 to 861 and encodes 286 amino acids. The transcript is spliced from 2 exons. The record is from RefSeq and is a predicted model, not a curated record. Lineage: Eukaryota; Metazoa; Nematoda; Chromadorea; Rhabditida; Strongyloididae.
AUGGAAAAUUUUUAUUUUAUUGUAUUACUAAUUUUUAAUUUAAUAAUUCCAAGUUUAAUAGCACAACAUCCAUUUCGUUUUAGAAGAAGACAUUCUUACUCUAAUGAUGAUACUGAUGAUGGAAUUAAAGAUAACGUUGUAUUUUCCAUAAAUAAACAAGAUAUCAAAGAGAAAGUAAUUAAUGGCAAAAAAAUUUUCUUCUGUAGAAAUCAACCAUUCAAUUCAUUUCAAGCAGCAUUCAAAUAUGCUAAGACAUUAAAUCGAGAAGCUACUUCACAUUUGCAAAAGAAAAAUGAGCAAAAUUAUUAUAAAGAUUUUACGAUUGAAUCUUAUUUAGGGCAUAGUGUUGUUUGUAAAAAAAUAUGGCUGAGAGUUUGGGAUGGAUGUGAUUAUUAUUGUUUUGCUCGUAAAAAUUUUUAUCAACUAAAAAUGAGGACUUUACAACAAAUAAAUAUUAUUAGAGAACACCAUAAAGUUAAUGUACUUUACCCACAAGAAAAACUUUAUAAACUAGCACAAAAAGAAGCCAAUAAGAUUGCAAAAAAAGGAAUAAUAAGAUCAAGUAGCUUAAGUUCAAGUUAUGGUGUAUUAUCAGGAAUUGCUUUUUACUUGGCAGGAAAUACAGUGGUUAAUAAAUGGUACGAUGAAAGUAUAUUCUAUAAUUUCAAAGUAGGUGAGCGUUUAAAAAAUGUUGAAAUGUUUACACAAUUAGUAUGGAAAAAUACAAAAUAUUUUGGAAUUGGAGUUACUCAAAAUAGAACUGCUAUUUAUAUUGUUUGUUUACUUUAUCCUAAAGGUAAUAUUGAAGGAAAAUAUGCUUCAAAUGUCUUUUCAAUGAUAAAACGAGUUAAUACACUUUAA